AUGGAGCAACACUCAGAUCCAAAGUGGGAAGCCAAGUUUUCUACAACCCUAAAAGAUGCCACAGUGGACCAAAUAUGGCCUCUCUGCAAAGACUUCUUUUAUUUCCACAAGUGGUUUCCAACCCUUGCCCCUUGCUAUGGGAUCCAUGGAACCAACGGUGAACCCGGCUAUAUCAGACAUUGCUCGCUGUUCUCAAUCCCCUCCAAGAGUGGUGAGAAGUUCGUCAGCUGGUCCAAGGAACGAUUAAUAGCCAUUGAUGAUCCUGACCAUAGUCUGAGCUAUAAGAUCGUGGAGAGCAACAUUGGGUUUAAGUCGUACGUCUCAACGUUCAGGAUUGUUCCGCGUGGGGAUAUUGACGGUCGAGAUGGGUGCGUGAUCGAGUGGUCUAGAACCGUUGAUCCUGUGAAGGGCGGAUUCUUGGUGAUUUGGUGA
Molecule: messenger RNA, 432 nt
Organism: Malus domestica (apple)
Lineage: Eukaryota; Viridiplantae; Streptophyta; Magnoliopsida; Rosales; Rosaceae
Source: RefSeq, a predicted model, not a curated record